GGAAACACUACAAAAUUAACGUGAACGAGCGCUUCUCCCUCUCCUAUCAGAACUAUGGUGACUGUGAAGGUGGGGCCAACAAUUGCAGAUUUUUUUGUGAUUGUGAACCUGGGUACCAUGAAUUUCUUUGUGAAUUGGAUAUGGAUGAAUGUGAAAUCUCACCUUGUCUAGAUGGAGAAAAUUGUGUCAACAGAACUGGAGUGUACAACUGCCUCUGUGCUCCUGGUUGUACAGGCAUCAACUGUGAAGUAGAUAUAGACAAAUGUGUAUUAAAGCCCUGUCUCCGUGAUGGAGCUUGUAUUGAUCUUGUCAAUCAUUAUAUCCGUGACUGCAAGGGCGGCUUUUUUGGAACACACUGUGAAACAAAUGCAAAAGAUUGCCUCUCUAAUCCUUGUCUGUGUGGAAGAUACACAGAUCUCAUUAAUGAGCAUCGGUGUUCAUGUGAUACAGAAUGGACUAGCUCCAGAUGCGAGAUCAAGAUUAAUGGCUGCACAUCAAUCCCUUGUAUGAAAGAAGGCUCCUGUCAGAAGUCAGACCACAGCUUCACUUGCAUUUGCCCAAGUGGAUGUACUGGUGCACGUUGUGAGAUAAAGACUGAUAGUCGUGUGGAGCCUGAACUGAAUUUGGACCUCUGUCCUAAAGGAGGGAUUAGUGUUCAUGAAUCUGGACACACUUUGUACUGCAGUUCUGAUGUUCCAGAUUAUGAACCCCUUAUUUUAGAUCUAUUUGGAAGCGUGGAGCCAUCUGAAGCAGUUGCAUGCAGCCCUCUGUUGGGGCCCCUUCUGAAUGCUGCUCAUCGUCCAUAG
Phyllostomus discolor (pale spear-nosed bat) is the source of this 806-nucleotide messenger RNA. RefSeq names its product protein eyes shut homolog. Gene Ontology annotation, molecular function: calcium ion binding. Gene Ontology annotation, biological process: establishment or maintenance of epithelial cell apical/basal polarity; heterophilic cell-cell adhesion. The transcript has 6 exons. The record is from RefSeq and is a predicted model, not a curated record. NCBI's taxonomy places the organism in Eukaryota, Metazoa, Chordata, Mammalia, Chiroptera, Phyllostomidae. Gene Ontology annotation, cellular component: protein-containing complex; plasma membrane. Bases 141 to 806 code for a protein of 221 amino acids.